AUGUCUCAAAUCAUGGCUCCCUUCCAGCUGUUGGAGCUGAACGUGAUAUCGGCUCAGGACCUGGCUCCGGUAGGCCGAAACAUGAGAACCUACGCUGUGGCUUGGGUCCACCCAGACCGCAAGCUCUCAACGCGUGUCGACACGCAAGGCCACACCGGUCCCACGUGGAAUGACAAGUUCGUAUUUCGCGUCGACGAAGAAUUUCUCUACUCCGACGAGUCGGCCAUCAUGAUUGAGAUCUACGCGCUCCACUGGUUCCGAGACAUCCACGUUGGCACCGUCCGUGUCCUCGUCGGAAACCUAAUUCCUCCACCCUCGAGGCCAUUCCAAAGCAACCGGCCCCCCCUCGGCAUGCGGUUCGUCGCCCUCCAGGUUCGGCGGCCCUCCGGGAGACCCCAGGGGAUCCUUAACGUGGGCGUCGCCGUCCUCGACAGCUCCAUGAGAAGCAUGCCUCUCUACACUCACAACGCCUCCGCCGUCGGAUACCGCCACCUCAUGGGGGAGAAAGACGCAUACGACACCCACAACCACCUCAGCCCCCACGUCUUCCACCAUCAAGCCCCAAGGCCCGAGCUGCGCCGAACCAAGAGCGACACCAGCUCCAUCAUCGCCUCUGAAGCCAUGGCGCGCCAACAACGAGCCUUCGUCAACAAGGGCAAGGCCAAUUCCAUCAUUUCGGGGUCAGAGGUAAGCGUGAAGAAGAAGAAGAAGAAAGGGAAGAAAAAAUCCAAAAGUCCAAGCUCCGUGCUCAGUGGUGUCUCUGCCAAGAGUGGAAAAGCCACCCGCUCUGUUCUCAGCGACACCGCUUUGCCAUGGAAAGUUAAGAACCGAAAAAACAGUUCCGCUCCCGCCGUUGAUAACGUUCAGGUGGAACCACUGCCACCUCCCGUUCACAACGUCGUCGUUGAGGGCGAUGAUGCACAUUCAAUCGUUAACAGCGUUUCUGAAGCUGCCACCACCGAAAUCAAUGCCAACGCAACCCAAGAACAUGUUCCUGUCAACAACGUCGCUUACGAAGUUAGCGCCUCUCCCAGACCGCACUAUCGGAACUCGCCGGCGCCAGCACAAUUUCGGAACUCUCCGGCACCGCAGUUCAAGAACUCCCCGGCUCCGCAGUAUAUGAACUCCCCGGCAGCCCAUUACAAGAACUCGCCGGCGGCCCAUUACAAGAACUCCCCGGCACCCCAUUACAAGAACUCGCCGGCACCGCAUUAUAAGCACUCGCCGGCACAGCAGUAUAUGAACUCGCCGGCGCCGCAGUAUAUGAACUCGCCGAAGCCGCAGUUUGUGAACUCGCCAAAACCGCAUUAUGUGAACUCUCCGAAGCCUCAGUUUAUGAACUCUCCGAAGCCGCAGUUUGUGAACUCUCCGAUGCAGCAAUUUCGGAACUCUCCGGCGGUGGUGCCGCCACAGUUUCGGAACUCGCCGGCGGUGUCGAAGUUCAAUCCGGCGGUGGGGUACGGCGGGUCGCACAAGGGCACGCCGAUGCACCAGUUCGGGAAGUUUGAAUACGCCACGCCGCGGAGGUCGAACUUGGGGAACAUGGGGCUCGUGGUGAUGACGGAAUCGGAGUUGGGACCGUCGCCGUCAGAGGUGGCGGCGGAGAUGGCGAGGAAGCCGGUGAUCGACGAGGGGGAGAACUCCACUGUGGGAGGGUGGAGCCUGGACGAGAGCGUGGAAGGGUUGCAGUCGAAGUUAGAGAGGUGGCGGACGGAGCUGCCGCCGGUGAUCGAUCGCGGCGAGUUAUCGAGCCACCCGACGUCAAGCACAAAAACGAGCCGCCACUCGCGGAGGCACACCGACGGUGGGAAUGGCUUGUUUUCUUGCUUUAGCAACAUCUGUGGCCUCCAGUGCACCAUUGUUUGCGGUGGCGAUCCUAAAGGAAAGAAGAACCGGGGCCGCCGCAGUCCCUCCGCCGAGAUUGCCAGCUCAAUGUGAUGAUGAUCAGUUGUGUGGUUGGGUUGCAUUGCAUGCAUGCAUGGUGGAGCCAAAAGGUGAAGAAC
This is a messenger RNA of Abrus precatorius (Indian licorice), 2003 nucleotides long. RefSeq lists its product as uncharacterized. The record is from RefSeq and is a predicted model, not a curated record. Bases 1 to 1938 code for a protein of 645 amino acids. Lineage: Eukaryota; Viridiplantae; Streptophyta; Magnoliopsida; Fabales; Fabaceae. The transcript has a single exon. Gene Ontology annotation, biological process: defense response.